Molecule: messenger RNA, 3258 nt
Organism: Actinia tenebrosa (Australian red waratah sea anemone)
Lineage: Eukaryota; Metazoa; Cnidaria; Anthozoa; Actiniaria; Actiniidae
Product: SMAD family member 9
Biological process (GO): anatomical structure morphogenesis; cell differentiation; SMAD protein signal transduction
Cellular component (GO): heteromeric SMAD protein complex
Molecular function (GO): DNA-binding transcription factor activity, RNA polymerase II-specific; I-SMAD binding; RNA polymerase II cis-regulatory region sequence-specific DNA binding
Source: RefSeq, a predicted model, not a curated record
GGGGAAACGAAAUCGAGAAAGUCAAGAAAGAGGAAAACUUGGAAAGUGUGCCUAUCAUCAAGCUCGUUGAAAAUGUUCGAUCCUUCUGGCGUUAUUGCAACCUGACCAAAAUAUUGCACAUCAACGCUAUCGACAUUCAAUCUAUUACAAAUAUUUCUAGACAAAACAGACGAAUUCAAAAGUUUUUUAUUUUGCCACUAGAGAAAUGGCGUGAUCCGUUGCCGCUAGAAAUGAAAUAAACAGCCGUGGUUCGCAAUUUUCUUCGAAGUAGUAGCGGACUCGACUAUGUCUUUAGUUCCAAUCGAUAGCCCGUAAUCCCUCCCUUCUCGGAGGGGCCCACUGAGCGGUUUGAACUUUGGCCGCCAGCCAUUGGACGAGCUGUCAGCCCCUCAGACUCUUCGUCGCCGGCCAUGUGACGUCACACGCUUCAAAACUCAGCCAUCACAGAAAGCUGAAAGGCUUGCUUCCCUAACAGAGCUGAAGGCUUCGUAAAUUCGACCUUAUUUUCGCCAGAUAUUCAGCUGGUUUUGAUUGCUGGAAUAGCUGCAGUGUCGAAGAAGCGUUUCGGCUUGCCUGAGAGACAUCUUGUGGUAUUUUGUUUAUUUAAACGUGCUCACAGCCAGUUUGGCGCCAGAGGACUCUUUUGCUUAGAUUGUUCGACCCAUAUUCGCAUUGAACAGCUUGAAUUUCUGACGUUACAAGAACAAGAAUCUAUUCUCUUUCAUUUAUUAAAGCAGUUAUAGAAUAACUGUGGUUUGAGACGAACUAGAAGCAGAGAAAGUGAAUCCAUUAUGGCUACUAUGGCUUCGCUAUUUUCUUUCACGCCACCCGCGGUCAAGCGUCUUUUAGGUUGGAAACAAGGAGACGAAGAGGAAAAGUGGGCUGAAAAAGCUAUCGAAUCUUUAGUUAAGAAGCUAAAAAAGAAGAAGGGUGCCUUGGAAGAUCUGGAAAAGGCACUUUCAAACCCUAAUCAGCCUUCUAAAUGUGUGACGAUAGCACGUAGCUUGGACGGUCGACUUCAGGUAUCGCAUCGCAAAGGCCUUCCGCACGUCAUCUACUGCCGUGUUUGGCGGUGGCCUGAUUUACAGAGCCAUCACGAACUUAAACCUCUAGAGUGCUGUGAAUACGCUUUUGGAUUAAAACAGAAAGAAGUAUGCAUAAAUCCAUACCACUACCGGCGCGUCGAAAGUCCAGUUCUUCCACCAGUUUUGGUGCCUCGACAAAGCGAAUAUCCAAGACCUCCUCCUCCUCUUCCACCUCCAUUCCGUGCGGCAGAAGACCCUCCGAUGCCAUACAAUGCUUCCUUUCCUUUCGUGAAUCGACCAAGACCAAGCACUGCUGAGCAAUCUCCUCAAAAUUCUUUUGAAAUAUCAGAGUCGGGUACAGGAUAUAUGUCAGAAGAUGGAGGCUCGCCUAGACCAGACACCAUGGACGUGGAUUCUCCUACUCUUCCAAUGAAUCCCUCAGCAGCAGAUGUUAUGUCCCAUGUUACAGCCGUCAAUUACCAAGAACCUCUCUCCUGGUGCUCUAUUGCCUAUUAUGAGCUGAAUAACAGAGUUGGUGAACUUUUUCAUGCUAAAAGCACAAGCUUAAUAGUAGACGGCUUCACAGACCCAAACACCUCUAACUCUGAAAGAUUCUGCUUAGGGUUAUUAUCAAAUGUAAACAGAAAUUCCACAAUAGAGAACACAAGAAGACACAUUGGAAAAGGUGUGCAUCUAUACUACGUUGGAGGAGAGGUGUACGCAGAAUGCCUGAGUGACUCGGCAAUUUUUGUUCAAAGUAGAAAUUGUAACCACAGUCAUGGAUUCCACCCAACUACAGUUUGUAAAAUACCCAGUGGGUGCACACUGAAAAUAUUCAACAACCAAGAAUUCGCACAACUUCUGUCACAGUCUGUCAAUUACGGGUUUGAAGCCGUGUAUGAGCUUACAAAAAUGUGCUCAAUUAGAAUGAGCUUUGUCAAGGGCUGGGGUGCAGAAUACCAUCGACAAGAUGUUACAAGUACUCCAUGUUGGAUUGAAGUUCACUUGCAUGGCCCUCUGCAGUGGCUUGAUAAGGUUCUAAGCCAAAUGGGCUCACCACGAAAUCCCAUCUCAUCUGUCUCUUAAAAAGACAUUUCAAAUAUAUACCACUUUUAUUGUAGUUAGUCGUUACUCAUUUUUCUCGUUAUUUGUGUUCAAUAUUUUCUUUUAUGGAACUGAGUAUGAUAUCUGAACCAUACUUGUUAGGUUAAGCGAAGAAUUGGUGAAAAAUUCUCACCAUGAAUUGCAUUAAUUGGUUUCCAUCUCAUCAUAAAUAUUGCAUAGUAUUUUGCCGGUCUAAUUUUUAUAAGAUAUGUACUGCCAUACUGUAAAUGUUAAUCCUGUUAUACCUUGAAAAGAUGUUAUAUUGAGAGAUCAACGUUGGUGUGAUGUCACUUCUGCAUAGUGCAUAUAGAUAACAAAACCUUAUAAGGUAUUUUUAUUUACAAACAUUUUGUUAGUACAUAGUUAGCAAUAAUUGUACCUGUAUGUAAGAAGAACUAGUUUUGUAGAUUUUCAUGCAAUGGCCAAUAAGGCAAACUUUAAGAAGGUAAUCUCAUUAACUCAAACCAGUCAAACAUGCCAUCCCCUUCCCCCCCCCCCCCCCAAAAAAAGAAAGCAUUAAAAAUUAGGCCCAAAAUUGUAAAUAACCUGCACAACCCUUGAGAAAGGAAAGAGCUUGGAAUAGGCCCAUUGUAUUGCCAUAUACUACCAAUACAGUAAUCCCUUUCAUAUACACUUUGUCAUGUAUGAAUGAUUAGCAGUACCAACGGUCAAAUGAGGUGGCCAAAACUUGGUGGUAAAAUGCUAACAGCCUAUUGAUCAUUACAUGAUAAUUUUAAGGUGGACAUGCGUUGUUGAGUUUUGUUCCUGUUGAGUUCUUAAUAUAAUGCUUUAUUUAACUGUUUGAAGUAGUCUUGAUAAAUAUGGAAGAGUGCUUUAAAUUUAAGUGAUUUAAAAAAAUAAUAUUUUGGGUUUAUUUUGGGCAAGGUAAAUUUCGUUUUAAAGCCAUACUUGGGCUCACUCUACCUGGAGUGAAUACUGAUUGGCAAAAACAAGGUGUUAAUGUUGUAUCAGCUUCACAAUUAAGUUAUUUACAAAUUUGAUAACAUGUUACUUCCAUUUGACAAGGUUUACUUCUAGCAGUAGUAAUUACCAUCGUUGUGUGCCUAACAAAUAAUGGCAAAAAAAUUCUUAUGUUGAAAUUGCAAAUACAAAAGCAUUGACUAGCUUC